CUUAUAUAUGUAUGUCAGUCCCACCCAUCUCUCCCACUCUCACUCUCCAAUUAUCCAAGAAAACCAAAACAGCAACAAUGGCACCUUCCCUCAAUUCAAAUCCCCUUGUUCUGCAAAUCUUGCUUCUAACUUUGUUCAUUCUUGGAACCAGAUUACAUGCAAGUGACCCUGUUCUAAAAUUGGAUUAUUAUGCAUCUACUUGUCCAACUCUGUUCGAAAUCAUCAAGAAAGAAAUGGAAUGUGCAGUGCUAGCUGAUCCACGUAACGCGGCCUUAAUACUUCGAUUACAUUUCCACGAUUGUUUUGUUCAGGGAUGUGAUGGGUCAAUAUUGCUGGAUGACACAAUCACACUACAAGGAGAGAAGAAAGCUUCCCCCAACAUAAACUCUAUGAAAGGUUUCAGAAUUAUUGAUAGUAUAAAGAACAAGCUUGAAUCAGAGUGCCCCGGAAUCGUUUCUUGUGCAGAUAUUCUCACCACUGCUGCAAGAGAUGCAGUCAUUCUGGUUGGUGGACCAUAUUGGGAAGUUCCUCUGGGAAGAAAGGAUUCUAUAACUGCAAAUUAUGCAUUGGCAAACACAAAUAUUCCAACAGCAGAUGAGGGCUUGAUCUCUAUCAUUUCUAAGUUUCUUUAUCAAGGCCUCUCAGUUACAGAUGUGGUGGCUCUAUCAGGGGCACACACUAUAGGCAUGGCACGCUGCACCAAUUUCCGAUCAAGGAUUUAUGGAGACUUUGAAGCAACUUCAGGACAUGAUCCAAUCUCUGAGUCACACCUCAGCAGCUUGAAAUCUAUCUGCCCACCCAAUGGGGGUGGGGACAAUAAUAUCACGGCCAUGGACUAUGAUACUCCUAACCUUUUUGACAAUUCAUUCUACCAAAUACUAUUGAAAGGUGAGGGACUACUUAACUCAGAUCAAGAAAUGUAUUCAAGCUUGUUUGGAAUUGAAACAAAGGAACUUGUGAAGAAGUAUGCAGCAGAUACAGUUGCUUUCUUCCAGCAAUUCUCGGAUUCGAUGGUGAAAUUGGGAAAUAUUAUAAACUCGGAUAGCUUUGUCACGGGAGAAGUUAGAAGGAAUUGCAGAUUUGUGAACACAUGAGCUGCAACUCUGAAUUGAUGAAAGAUGGAGUUGAUAAUUUUAUAUGUUUGUUAUAUCAAAAAAGUGAAAGCAUUUAACAAAAAAGUUUCACUUUUAGUUGGAAA
Molecule: messenger RNA, 1198 nt
Organism: Quercus lobata
Lineage: Eukaryota; Viridiplantae; Streptophyta; Magnoliopsida; Fagales; Fagaceae
Product: Peroxidase superfamily protein
Exons: 4
Coding region: 12-1094 (360 amino acids)
Biological process (GO): hydrogen peroxide catabolic process; response to oxidative stress
Molecular function (GO): peroxidase activity; heme binding
Source: RefSeq, a predicted model, not a curated record